Molecule: messenger RNA, 2355 nt
Organism: Hibiscus syriacus
Lineage: Eukaryota; Viridiplantae; Streptophyta; Magnoliopsida; Malvales; Malvaceae
Product: protein STRUBBELIG-RECEPTOR FAMILY 6-like
Exons: 15
Coding region: 1-2193 (730 amino acids)
Biological process (GO): protein phosphorylation
Molecular function (GO): protein binding; protein kinase activity; ATP binding
Source: RefSeq, a predicted model, not a curated record
AUGAAGAAGAAUUGGAGAAGUUUGGUUUUGGUGCUGUUCACAGAACUCUGCAUUUUGGGUUUUAAGCCACCAUGUUCAAAUGCUGCAACAGAUCAAGGAGAUGCUUCUGCCUUAGGGGUAAUGUUCAGCAGUUUAAAUUCACCUCCACAGCUAACUGGAUGGACCGCAAACAAUGGCGAUCCUUGUGGACAGUCCUGGAAAGGUGUUACUUGCUCGGACCAACGUGUCACCGAGAUUAAACUGUCUAGUCUCGGACUUUCUGGAUCAAUGGGUUACAGCCUUCAAAGUUUGACAUCAUUGAAGGAACUGGACUUGAGCAAUAACAAUCUCACAGGCGAUAUACCGUAUAACAUUCCUCUGAACUUGCAACGAUUAAAUCUUGCAUUUAAUCAUUUUACUGGAAGUGUCCCUUAUUCCAUCAAUCAGAUGCAUUCUCUACAAUACCUAAAUUUUGGACAUAACCAGUUGCAGAACCAAUUGGGUGACAUGUUUGGACCACUUUCUUCCCUCUCCACGUUGGAUCUUUCUUUCAAUUCUCUGACCGGCGAUCUCCCCGUGAGUUUUAAGAAUCUUACCAGUAUGAACACCAUGUACUUACAGAGCAACCAGUUUACGGGCACUAUCAUUAUCCUUGCCAAUCUUCCCCUUGACACUCUGUAUAUCUCCAAUAACCAUUUUUCCGGCUGGAUACCGGAUCAAUUGAAAAUCAUCGAUUUGCAGAAAAACGGUAAUUCAUGGAGCUCGGGGCCUGCACCUCCACCUCCACCUGGUACUUCUCCUGCCACUAAAAACAAUAGAAAUCACAAAUCCGGUGGCAGUAGUUCCCCAUCGGAUGGUGGUUCUAGUGGUGGGGGCAACAAAUUAGGGAUCGGGGGUGGAGGCAUAGCAGGAAUAGUAAUAUCUAUCCUUAUUGUUGGGGCAAUUGUGACAUUCUUUCUGGUGAAGAGAAGAUCCAGGAGGCCAUCCUCAGAUAUUGAAAGCCUUGAUGAUCAACCCUUUUCUCCUCUUCCUUCUAAUGAAGUGCAAGAAAUGAGCUCCAUACAGCCUUCCUCUUCAGUCGAGACCGAAACUUUUGAAACAACUGCUUCGAUAAACCUUCAUCCCCCACCCAUUGUCUGCCACAAAUCGUUUGAUGAAGAAGAUUUUUCUAAAAAGCCCAUUGUUGUUAAGAAAGCUGUCCCAGUUCAUAAAACUGUUGCAUCAUAUUCAAUAGCAGACCUCCAGAUGGCUACAGGCAGUUUCAGCAUUGAAAAUCUUCUUGGCGAAGGAUCUUUUGGCCGUGUUUAUCGAGCUCAAUUUGAUGACGGCAAGGUUCUUGCGGUGAAGAAAAUAGAUUCAUCAGCUCUUCCCAGUGAAAUGGCCGACAAUUUUAUAGAGAUGGUUUCGAACAUCUCCGAGUUGAAUCAUACAAAUGUCACAGAGCUGGUUGGCUAUUGUUCAGAGCAUGGACAGCACCUACUUGUCUAUGAGUUCCACAAAAAUGGCUCACUUCAUGACUUCCUGCAUCUAUCAGAUGAAGACAGCAAGCCUUUGAUUUGGAAUUCCCGUGUCAAAAUCGCUCUGGGGACUGCACGCGCAUUAGAGUACUUGCAUGAAGGUUGCUCGCCGUCUGUUGUUCAUAAAAACAUCAAGUCGGCAAACAUCUUACUCGAUGUUGAACUCAAUCCUCACCUCUCAGACUCGGGCUUGGCAACUUUUAUUCCAAAUGCAGAUCAGGUAAAUUUUCGUGAUGAUGUUACUAUGUUGGGAUACGGUGCACCUGAAGUUACAAUGUCUGGUCAGUACUCUCUUAAGAGUGACGUUUACAGUUUCGGAGUGGUUAUGUUGGAACUUCUCACCGGACGUAAGCCAUUUGAUAGCACAAGGCCAAGACUAGAGCAAUCUUUGGUUCGAUGGGCAACACCUCAGCUGCAUGAUAUCGAUGCUCUAUCAAAGAUGGUUGACCCUGCACUUAACGGGCUUUACCCGGUUAAAUCUCUCUCUAGGUUUGCAGACGUGAUCGCCCUUUCUGUCCAGCCAGAGCCCGAGUUUCGACCUCCAAUGUCAGAAGUAGUUCAAGCAUUGGUUCGACUAGUACAACGAGCUAACAUGAGUAAGAGAACAAAAGGGUCGGAUCAAGGUGCAUCUCGAAGAACAGAUAAAGCAGUGGCUGAUGAAACACAGGACUACAUGUCUUCAAGGGAUAUGCAGUAGGCGGUUGACUGUUUUAGUGAUGAGGACUCGAGAUAUCAUAACCAUGUCGAAUGCUAUUGUUUUAUGGUAGCUAAUAAAAUACACCUCCCCAAACUUUAGCUUCAGUUUCAAAUCAGGCCAGCACUUUGUAAUAUGUUGCAAUGUAGUCCAACCCCACCAGUU